UACGAGUGAGGCAACAUACAUGGAGAGAAUGGGGAGCAGUGUGAAGAGGAAAGCCACAGCUCGGCAGCAUAAGGCGGAGGUGAUGAUCGCAGGCGAGCAGCUCAGGUUGCGGCUGCAUGACAGCAAGCUGAUCAAGGACAGGAGGUAUCACCUGCGCACGUACCCAAACUGCUUUGUGGCCCAGGAAUUGACUGACUGGCUGAUCAGCCACAAAGAGGCACCAGACAGAGGCACGGCAGUUCGCCUCAUGCAGCACCUCAUGGAUCAUGACAUUGUGCACCAUGUGUGUGACAAGCGCUCUGCUUUCAAGGAUGCCAAACUGCUAUACCGUUUCCGUAAGGAUGAUGGCACUUUCCCCUUCAACACUGAGGUGAAGGUCUUCAUGCGUGGACAAAGACUCUAUGAACAGCUGAUCUCUGGGCGGAGCUCUAUCCUGCAGGUGAGGGAGGAGCAGGGCAUGUCUUACCAGCGCUCCUUCCCUGGCUGCCAGAUGAUCGACUGGCUGCUGCAGAAUGGGGAGGCGGAGAGCCGGCGGCAGGGGCUGGAGCUGUGCCGCGCUCUGCUGGAGCACGGAAUCAUCCACCAUGUGUCCCUGAAGCACCACUUCUUCGACAGCGCUCUGCUUUAUCAGUUCUGCAUUAACUUCCGCCGCCGCCGCCGUCUGGCUGAGCUGCUCAGCGAGAGCGAGGGGGAGGGGCUGGGACUGGGCAGGGCCGGAGAGGCAGGGUCUCAGAUGCAGGAGGACUCCACGGACAGCCCCUUCGUCCUGCGCAGGACCCCGUCCCAGGACGGCAACAGCACUUUUCUGUCUGUACAGCCCAGUAAGGAGAUCAGGGUGGUGUCGUCCAAACGGCGCGGGAGUUUACCCUCACAGCAGAAUGGCCCUGGCGGAUAUUUCCCCCCGGCUGCUCUCUCCUCAGCAUCGCUAGCUAAGUGCAACCCAAAAUCAGUGCUAAGGAGGAGUGUGACGUGCCAGGAGCUGUUGUCCCCAGGGGCACCCUUUAUAAAGAGGGUUCUGACGGUGGUGGGAGAUGCUGUGGGCUGGGGAUUUGUUAUUCGUGGAUCACCACCUUGUUACAUCCAGGCUGUGGAUCCGGGGGGACCUGCUGCUGCUGCAGGAGUGAAGGUGCGCCAGUUUGUGUAUCAGGUGAAUGGCCAGUGUGUCCUCCACCUGGACUACCGUGCAGUCACCAGACUGGUCAUGACGGGACCGCGCACAGUUGUGCUAGAGAUGAUGGAGCCCUUGGACUGACUAAGCAUGGCCUCAGCUGCCAUGAGUGUGCCUUCACAGACUCACAAACAGCUUCUUAUUUUUUAUUUUCCAUGGGUAACUGUUGCUCCUGGGCACUCAUUUCUUGUGUUUUCAAUUUUUACCUGCAUUUGUCAUGCAGUCCUGCUCCGGCAGGUUUUAGCUGGCUGUCUCACUCCCAACCAGUGCCAGCCAGUGGGCAACAAACAGCAGAGACAGAGAACUUCCUUUGAAAUUGUUAAUGGCCCUGAACUGUUUUUCAUGAUGAGCACGUACACCUGUUUAGGUAAGGACCCCC
Molecule: messenger RNA, 1547 nt
Organism: Megalops cyprinoides (Indo-Pacific tarpon)
Lineage: Eukaryota; Metazoa; Chordata; Actinopteri; Elopiformes; Megalopidae
Product: DEP domain-containing mTOR-interacting protein
Exons: 9
Coding region: 20-1252 (410 amino acids)
Biological process (GO): intracellular signal transduction
Molecular function (GO): protein binding
Source: RefSeq, a predicted model, not a curated record